Messenger RNA from Kluyveromyces marxianus DMKU3-1042, 1101 nucleotides. RefSeq lists its product as uncharacterized. NCBI's taxonomy places the organism in Eukaryota, Fungi, Ascomycota, Saccharomycetes, Saccharomycetales, Saccharomycetaceae. The coding region runs from base 1 to 1101 and encodes 366 amino acids. The transcript has a single exon. The record is from RefSeq and is a predicted model, not a curated record.
AUGGACAGAGAGGUGAUACAACAAGACACUGCAAUUUUUAUGGCACAGAUCCUUCUAGAAUAUGUCAAGCAGUAUAUUGAAGGGAAUGAUAUAUGUAUAGCUAGUAUUAAAGAAAUUCAGUCAAAGAAUGAUGCCAUCAUGGAGUCGGAAUUGCUUCUUGAAACCAUUGUUGUGGAGAAUGGAGGUGAAUAUAUAAUUUUUGAGUACAUUCAAAUGAUUGAAAAUAAUUCGGAACUAGAAUUAGAUUCUGAAAGUAUUGAAAUAUUGCAAAGCAUGAUUCGGAAGGUUGUGUUCAGCGAUUUUGAUUUUGUAAAAGUGUGGUUGCCUAAAUUCUUCUAUCAAGUUCCCCAUUCAUAUAACACAGGGAAAAUCCUUCAAGAUGACUUUCUAGGUGAGUUAUUAAGAAAUUUCGACCCUAAUAUGAUGUUAAUAUUUGUUAAUAUUUGUUCCCCGAAAUUUAAGGAAGUAGAAACUUCAAAGUUACUCAAACUAAUUAAAAUUAUCAUUGAAAAUAAUAUGAAUAAAGGAAGUUCGGAAACCAUUGCAAAUAUUUUAUUCACAAGUUUAAGGCAGCUUUCCAGUUUUCUUCCUGAAAUAAGAAACGAACUCUGCAAAGACCCACCAAUGGCUUUACUAGAGAGUUUAAAGCUCUGUAUCAAUACAGAUCAUGAAUUUAUUACAACAUAUUACUUAAAACAAAUUUCUCCCAUAGUGCCGAACAUUAAUAAUUUAACUGUUCUAAGAGAUUUGAUUUUUGAUUUAGGAUUGUCGGAUAUCAACUUGUCUUUGUCACAUAUUUUUAAUCAUACUGAAUCAUGGUUUGGCAUACGGGAAGAUGGUUUAUUUUGGGUCUUAUUAGAUCUAAAGGAAAGAAGAGAGAUGGAUUCGCACCGGCUACGUGCAAUUGAUGACAUUAUUUUAAUGAUAAUUGAUUUCACCAAAGGAAGAAUUGAUGUUUUAUGGAAUGAGAAUCUUAAAGUCAUACUUCCUAAAAUGUUAAUGAGUUCUCUUGAAAACAAUACAAAUUUGAAAUAUAUGAAUUCGAUAUACACUACAAUGAAAAUUACUGCUAUUAUGAAUGACUGUAGUUAUAACAUUUAA